UCACCAGGGUGGCCAAGAGUGAUGAGGCUCUGGGAUCUCCCAAAGGUGCUAGCGGUGUCCCCAGUGUCCCUGUGCCAUGCGGCCCUGCCUGCUGAUGGCCCUGGCCCUGCUGGGCACAGUUCCUGUCAGCCACUCUGCUCUUGGCAGCCCUGCGGUGGAGGAUGAGGAGGACGUGACAGAGCUGGAGAUGCCUGAGGAGUACAGUGGAUGCCGGGGGGCCGGUGACAAGCAGGCACUCGGUGUCCCCAGCAUGCUGGGCACCGCCACCUGCCGCUACGUCGUCAUCUCCCGCUGCAGAACCUUCCACAUUGCGCAGCACAUCUGUGCCAAGCGCUUCCACGGGCGCUUGGCCUCGAUCCACGAUUCCCACACCAACACCUUCCUGCUGCACCUGGCGCGCCGGCACACCAACGCUGGCCUGGUCUGGAUCGGUGCCGUCAGCCAGCCCGCCAUCCCAAUCCCGAGCUGCCACUGGACUGACAGGAGCCCCUGGAACUACAGCCGGUGGGUGCCUGGACACCCCCUGCCCGGCCACCGCUUCUGCACCGCCCUCUGCACCAACAAUGGGCUCUGGAUGAGCGUGCGCUGCAAGCGGUGGCUGCCCUUCAUCUGCGAGAUAUGAGGGGCUCCCCCGGGUGCCCCCGGGCCUCCCCUACUGCUGUUCCCCUACAGGGGGCUGCACCCCCUCCCUCGGAGUACAAUAAAAUCUUGGUGUCAGCA
This is a messenger RNA of Taeniopygia guttata (zebra finch), 720 nucleotides long. Its product is annotated as proteoglycan 3. Gene Ontology annotation, biological process: immune response. The record is from RefSeq and is a predicted model, not a curated record. NCBI's taxonomy places the organism in Eukaryota, Metazoa, Chordata, Aves, Passeriformes, Estrildidae.